UCUAGUUUCUUUUUUAUACCUCAACUUAAACCCAAAACUCUGGGUGUAGAUUGGAUUCGUUUGGUCUGGUUCAUCAUGUCUCAGGCUGAUCCGACAGAUGGAUCCAAUUUUCCGUGGGAUCUCGGGGUGUUCGACGCCCAUUGUCACCCCACCGACACCAUGUCCUCUAUUGCGCAAAUACCGCGGAUGAAAGCAACAACCCUCACAAUCAUGGCGACUCGAGGCGAAGACCAAGAUCUGGUGCUUCAAACAGCAGUAUCACUGGCCAAGGAUCCUGCAGGCGUCGAAAAUUCAAUAAGAGAGCGCGUGCUACCGUGUUUUGGUUGGCACCCUUGGUUUUCACACCAGAUCAUAGAUGACACUGCGGCUGUACCAGAAAACCAAGGAACACUCUUGGCCACAGAAGUAAAAAGAACCCAUUAUACCAGAGUUCUAAAACCGUCUCCAAAUGACGAGUUCAUAUCUUCUUUGCCCGACCCAAAGCCUCUAUCACAGCUUAUCGCAGACACAAGGCAGAGACUCAUGAGCUUCCCAUUAGCCCUUGUCGGGGAGAUCGGGCUAGAUCGUGCCUUUAGACUGCCCAAGGCCUGGACUCAGGAAGAGGUCGAUACCAGGGAUGAUCAAACAACACCAGGAUCCCGUGAACGUCGAUUACUUUCUCCUUAUCAAGUAAGACCGGAUCACCAGAAGGCCGUUCUGCUGGCUCAGCUACGUCUCGCCGGUGAGCUUCGAAGACCGGUAUCCGUCCAUAGUGUUCAAGCGCAUGGAGCAGUAUUCGAUGUAUUUAAGAGCCUGUGGUCAGGGCAUGAGCGAAAAAUUGCCUCCCGGAGAGAAAGACAACGACGUCUUAGUGUCACUGAUGCCCACACAGAAAGUGACGCAGAAGAUGAGAGAGAAAAUAUACAGGCUCGGGACGAAACACCUCUCCCAUUUCCUCCGCGGAUAUGUAUGCAUUCUUAUUCAGGACCUGUGGAUCCAUUGAAGCAGUUCCUGCACCCUUCCAACCCGUCAGAUGUUUACUUCUCCUUUUCUAGCGUCAUAAACUUCGGACAUCUCGCGUGUAACAAGGCGGCCGCAGUAAUAAAAGCCUUGCCCGAUGAUCGAAUAUUAAUUGAGAGUGACCUUCACACUGCGGGUCAGGAGAUGGACGACGUCUUAGAGGAGGUUGCCCGCCAGAUCUGUGAACUACGUGGAUGGACUCUGGAACAAGGAGUCCGACAGCUUGCGGAAAAUUGGAAACGCUUUGUCUUUGGCUGAUCAAGUGUCAGCUUUCAUAUUGAUUUACCAGUUGACUAGCGAUUGCCCAAAUUAGCGACUCUAUACUACCCCCGUUCGAGAUAUUCCAUCGAAGCCACGCUCAUCGGCUUGAGGUAGGGAAUUCCCAACAAUCUCUAUAUGCGUCGUCCUCCACGGAUGCGCUGAGGUUUGGCGCACAGUGUUAUCUGCAAUAUUACAUAUGUAAUAUAUAUAGAGGAAAUAAAAUGAAUGGAUGAUACCGG
Aspergillus ochraceoroseus IBT 24754 is the source of this 1499-nucleotide messenger RNA. RefSeq names its product TatD family hydrolase. The coding region runs from base 76 to 1257 and encodes 393 amino acids. Gene Ontology annotation, molecular function: hydrolase activity, acting on ester bonds. The transcript has a single exon. Lineage: Eukaryota; Fungi; Ascomycota; Eurotiomycetes; Eurotiales; Aspergillaceae. The record is from RefSeq and is a predicted model, not a curated record.